Molecule: messenger RNA, 366 nt
Organism: Ficedula albicollis (Collared flycatcher)
Lineage: Eukaryota; Metazoa; Chordata; Aves; Passeriformes; Muscicapidae
Product: transmembrane protein 132E-like
Exons: 2
Source: RefSeq, a predicted model, not a curated record
CCCAGCCCCGAGCCCGCCGAGCCCCCCGGUGCCAUCCUGCUGCCCGUGAGCUACCGCCUGUCCAACACCCGCCUGGCCUUCUUCCUCAAGGAGCUGCGCGCCAGCCCGGCGGGCAACGGCAGCGCCCCUCUGCAGCGCUCCGAGCCCUUCGUCGUCUUCCAGACCAAGGAGCUGCCCGUGCUCAACGUCACCCUGGGGCCCUUCAGCACGGGGCUGGUGCUGCCCAAGGAGCACCUGCAGCCCUCCAGCACCCUGGAGGUGCCCGACCGCCUCACCGUCAACUGGAAGGUGCGCGCCUUCAUCGUGCAGCCGCGGAGCACCGCCUGGACGGGAACGUCUUCAUCCGCCUGCCCGACAAGCCCCUGA